UCAACAUCCAAUUACACUCCUCCGAAGGUGCCAGUGGUCGCUUGUUUUGCUGAUACAUAACGGGACACUCUGCCCUACUUCCCGUUACCUACUUAGCACAUUGGAGUGCAGAGUGCUGCUGUGCAUCAAUCUCGCCCUGUCAUCGUUGUCUGGACUUCUAUCUGGCAAUACGUUACGCCUCAAUACAUACAAUAGUGUAGACCAACUGAUCGCUGUUCUGUCACUGGCGGUCGGAUCCCCAUCCCCCCCAUUCCCCCCCAUCCAAUCCGUCCAAUCCAUUGCAAGGCCAGGGCUGCCAUUCAUAGGUCCUCCACCGUCCACCCAGGCCACCCACCGUCCUCCAUCCACCUGCCAUUUUACCUACGUACUCUACCUGACCUACCUACCUCACUACCAUCUACCCAUUCCAUCCCGUCCACUCCAUCACUCCCUCCGCUCUCUACCUACCUACCUACCUAUCCACCGCAACUCGUCCGUCCGCCGCCUACAGUGAGCUUCAGUCUUACACUACCAACCAAACCUAGAGGUUCCAUUCUACUGGCAAGCUAUCUAGGUGCCUUGACAUUUUGCACCCCUUCCAGGUUUCUCUCUCUUUACGACCUACCUCUCGUCUCCGCGCCCACUCUCUCUCUCCUGUGCUACCUCUACAACCUUGCGAUUUCCACACCUACCUAGUCCCGCCAUCCAACUCCAGCUCUCUUCCCCCCAGCAGCAAACCCUCCCUCCGUCAUCGACCACUCUGUCCGUUCCACCCAUUCUUAGGACUACUGCUACAACAAACUACUACUACUACUAUCACUACCACCACCGGGUCCCCUACCGCCAAAGGUGCCCGGCCGCCAACAUCAACAUCCGCCAUUCAUCCCAGUCGUCCUGCUUCGUCUUAUCCCUUCGACUCCACUCCGCCGUCGCCCACACCGAUUCACCGUUGAUCACAGCGCGCGAUAAGGAGAGUGCUUCGCUGCAUCGCUCCUUCCAUCCUCUCUCACCUCCGUCGUCGAGCUCUUAGCCUAGCAUCAAGCCCGCGACUCGUCCUGCAACCCGUCUGGGGCGCCAUCAGUCAACAUGGUGACGGGAACUAUCAAGUAUGCCAAAACAAACCACCCCUUAUCGAGAGAGUGCUGCAGGCGCCCGACUGUCGCUGCUGUGGUGACGGCCUAGACCGCUCCGCUCUCUGCCCGACUUCACUUACACGCACCUUUGGGAUGCAUGUCCCAUUGACCGGUGCGUAGUCGUCGGUGACGGUGCCGUUGGAAAGACAUGUCUCCUCAUCAGCUAUACAACGAAUAAGUUCCCCUCGGAAUAUGUGCCGACAGUUUUCGACAACUAUGCCGUCACCGUCAUGAUCGGUGAUGAGCCCUAUACGCUCGGCCUGUUCGAUACAGCAGGACAAGAAGAUUACGACCGUUUACGUCCGCUAUCAUACCCCCAGACCGACGUCUUCCUCAUCUGCUUCAGCGUUGCAUCGCCCGCCUCGUUCGAAAACGUGUCCCAGAAAUGGGCCCCCGAAGUCAACCAUCACUGCCCCGGCGUGCCCUUCCUCAUCGUCGGAACGCAGAAGGAUUUGCGCUCCGACAAGGAACUGAGGGACAAGCUUGCCCAGCGCAAGCAGUCGAUGAUAGAGUUCAAGCAGGGAGAGAAGCUUGCUCAGGAUCUUGACGCCGUCAAAUACGUCGAGUGCAGUGCGCUGACACAGGAAGGUCUCAAGAACGUGUUUGACGAGGCCAUCGUUGCGGCACUGGAGCCGCCUCAGAAAAAGACAAGUAAAAGGGACAAGAAGUGCUUGAUUCUGUGAGACCGGGAUACUCCUGCAGUGAGAAAUGUUUUUUGGCCCCGCCGGCCCCGUUUUUUUGUUACAAUCCGGAAGCGACCAUAAAAUGAAGGGGGAUGGCAAAGGGAGGCAUUCACAGAUCGACAUUUAAACGGCAUAGGGCGCCUCGAUAUUACCCAUUGUCUAGAGUGCAAUCAAAGCAGUGACGAGCCGACAGCCCUGCAUACCGAGAUACCCAAACGGACGGAGCUGAGGAGUUGGGAGGGAAAGGAGGGAGGGGAAGUUGUGAGCAUUGUGGGGGAAACGAUUUCACCUGGCGCCAUUGCACAAAGGAGAGGUGUCGCCGAGCGUACCUGGCCAGGCCGUUUUCUUUUGGUUCAAGGGGCGAGGAAGAAGACUGGAGAUGUGAGGGAUGGGAGAGGGAGACUCAACUGGGUUGACCUAGGUUGGCUUAUGGUUGUGGUUGUGCUUGAUUCCCUAGGAUCAGAGAGAGGAGCCGCCUUUCUCUCCAACAAACUCGGGCCAGGAAAAGGAAUGAACGUAUCAAGAAACCGCGCCGGCAUCAUACCGAGGUCUGCGCGCGGAAGACUUUCUGAUGUUCAUUCGUUUAUCUGACCAAGGCUCUGUCCGUUAGUGCUCGCACAUAUUACUAUUACCAUCAUAUUGGAUUCAAGAAUUUCUUAAUAACUCUUUGUUCCCUCCAAAAACUUGAC
Molecule: messenger RNA, 2484 nt
Organism: Neurospora crassa OR74A
Lineage: Eukaryota; Fungi; Ascomycota; Sordariomycetes; Sordariales; Sordariaceae
Gene: cdc42
Product: rho-type GTPase, variant
Exons: 4
Coding region: 1343-1795 (150 amino acids)
Biological process (GO): small GTPase-mediated signal transduction
Molecular function (GO): GTPase activity; GTP binding
Source: RefSeq, a predicted model, not a curated record